AUGGUCCAGAAUAAUCCUUUGGACUGUGGUCUUUUUGCAUUGGAUCACGUGCAGUGCUAUGUUAGCAGAUUUUACCAGCAUGCAUGCCCUAUCUUUGCUGUUGAUUCUGAUUUGAGGGGUGAUAAAGAAGCGGAUCAAAACAGUGCAGGGGUCGCUGAUGAAGAGGAUGAGCAAAGUAAGCAUUUCGAUGAGGAGGCUGGUCUGGGUAAUCCUGAUCAAAAAAAGGCAGCUGGAAGCCAUAAAACUGGAGAUAUUAGUAAGUAUGAUUUGGCUUCGACUAGUGCCACGGAGAAGGUUGGUGGUGAACCUAAGAACAGGGGAAAAGAUACACUAGGGAAGAAAUUUUGA
This is a messenger RNA of Ilex paraguariensis (yerba mate), 348 nucleotides long. The record is from the annotation of a GenBank genome assembly. NCBI's taxonomy places the organism in Eukaryota, Viridiplantae, Streptophyta, Magnoliopsida, Aquifoliales, Aquifoliaceae.